UGUGUAGUUGAGCACCUCAUUCUGAAGCUCCAGGCUGACACUGAGAAGACACAAGAGAAGCAAAUCUGCAGCAGGUCUCAUCGGGGACAUCUGCAUCAUCGUCACCAUGAAGUUGCUGGUUGUGUUUCUGCUCGUUGGUACCAUGAUGGUCCUGUCAGAGGCUUCUCCAGAGCCAGAGGCAGAACCUGAGGCAGAACCUGAGGCAGAACCAUCUGGAGAUUCUUCAGAGUCAGAGGAUGAGACUGCAACAGAAUCAGCCGAUGACGACUCGGAUGAUGGAAAUCAGGCGUCAAACCAAACGGUUGUUAAAAGAGCGUUACGUUGCCCCCGGUUCUGGAGACGGUAUGGCAGACGGUGUUACCGCUUUUUUUCCUGGCGCAGAAACUGGUACAGCGCACAGCGUAAGUGCCGCAUGUACGGUGGAAGCCUUGUAUCUGUAAGACACCGUUACCAUGAGUACUGGUUGAGGCGUCUGGCAGGAGGCAGACUAGCAUGGAUUGGACUCCACGAUCGUUAUUAUGAGGGCAGGUGGUCUUACAUUGACAGAACAAGGUACAGCUAUUCCAACUGGUGUCGUGGAGAGCCCAACAACCAUCGCAAUGAGGACUGUGCUAUGAUAAACUGGUCAGGUCGAAAGUGCUGGAAUGAUGGCCAGUGUGGCACACGAAUCUCUUUCAUCUGUUCACGAAGAACUUCUUGUUAACAGAUGUGUGUUUCAACCGUGACUACGCACUCAUCACUGUUUGUCAUCAGACUCAUGUUAAACAUUAAAUCCAAUCCUUCUUUCUUUUCUUUUCUCUCGCUGUAACGCUACCUAAGGAAAGAAGCGACAAGUCAAAUGUGAACUGUAGGUGGACUGCUUUUACGACCUUGUGUCUCAUAAAAGUAGAGGUUGAAAAGUUCUGAAAAGAUGCUUUCAGCACAACUUUAUUCUGAUCUGUUCUUCUCCAAUCAUGCAUGAUUAAAAUAGUUCAAGCAUCGAAA
Molecule: messenger RNA, 984 nt
Organism: Sphaeramia orbicularis (orbiculate cardinalfish)
Lineage: Eukaryota; Metazoa; Chordata; Actinopteri; Kurtiformes; Apogonidae
Product: type-2 ice-structuring protein-like
Exons: 9
Coding region: 107-703 (198 amino acids)
Source: RefSeq, a predicted model, not a curated record